AUGGCUGCAUCGCGAUGUCUAUUUUCCAAAGUUGUCCGGUCGUCCUCAAAAGGCCCGUACAAACUUUCAGCUCUUCUCACAAGGGCUCCGAGUCGUAAAUUUCGCGAAAUUUGUGAUGAUGUGAGUUCCGCUUCCAAUAAGAAAAUGUCAACUGAAGAAGUUAAUUCGCGGAUUUAUGAAAGCGAAUUCUAUUGCUUUCCAGACGACCAUGGUAUUGGUUUUACUGCGAAUCAGCUGGAUGUGAACCGACCUGUGGAAGAUAGAUGGUCGGCCUUUCGGUUGGGUGGAACAAUGCGGUUUGAGAAUCAGGAGGGUUUCUACGAUUCCUCGCACCCAAUGGCGCCGUAUGCGGAUGAUUUUCCUGGUGGCCAUCUCUUCACGGUAGUGGAUGGACAUGCCGGCCAUACUUGUGCCCACGCUGUCAAUAUGCUUCAUGCCGACUACAUCACUGCCUCCCUACUACCACAGCAAAUCCUGAAACCUAUCUACACGGCUCUUUCUAAACCCAUUUUGAUGAACGCGCCUCCUCAGUGGCACAUAGAAGUGCCUCCACUAAUUCGCCUUCUUCAAUCCCUGUGCUUGCACGGAUCUGCACUGUUUUCCAAGUGCCGUCGCACCAUUCGACGGGCAAUAUUGGAGGAAGCAUACCCCUUGACCUCCAGACCGAGUUUUGACAAAUUACCUCCGCUGACAAUUGCUUCUCUCUCAUUCCAUAUUCGCGCAAUCUCCGCGACUAAGCAAAACUUCCCUCAUUCUACAUUAUGGACUCCAUAUUGCACUCGAGCUCUCAAAUUCACACUCAUCGACCCAUCUAUCUACCCCGCUACUCCACAGUGCACAAAUGAACGUGAACGCGAUGCCAUUGAAGCAUCAGCGCAUGUCAGACGUAGAAUUCUAAUCAAUACGAAGAUUCCUCCACUCUCUUCAUCUCCUCCUCACUUUCCGUACUCCUUGCAACCCAAUUAUAGUUCAACUGGUACAUCACCAUCAUCAUGCACUGAAUUUUGCUAUGUUUCAGUGACAGGAUUAAUUUUUCCGUAA
Rodentolepis nana is the source of this 1041-nucleotide messenger RNA. The record is from the annotation of a GenBank genome assembly. NCBI's taxonomy places the organism in Eukaryota, Metazoa, Platyhelminthes, Cestoda, Cyclophyllidea, Hymenolepididae.